AUGGCUUACAAUAAAAGUUACAACCCGGACGCGCUGCCAGCCCAUGCCGAACCAGAGCAGGUUGCGCAAAUGAUUGGAUCAAUGCAGGUUGGAAAACCACCAGGUCCAUCCCCAAGUCCACUUCCAUCUCAAAAUCCAAAUCAACGACCUCUUCCAUCCCAAAAACAAAAACCAUUACCUUCUCGCCCGCCCGUUCAACCUCAACCGGGCCCUCCAACCAGUGGCGUCCCCCCUCGCGUUCCUGUUGCUAGUGCUCCCCCGCAGCACAACCCAUACGUCGCUCCUACCCCGCGACCAGAACCUCUCGCCUCCCAGUCUUAUAACGGUCGCUCGUCCACUCAGCCUCAUCCCACACCUACUCCAAACCAAUACCCACCAAACCAAUAUCCCCCGCAAAACCAGCGGCCGCACCCUUUACACCCCUCCCCUCCACCCCAAAACUACGGUUACGGUCCACCACCACAACAGCCUCGCAAUCGACCACCGCCUCAAUCUCGACCUCCCCAAUCACCCAACCCCCCACCACUACCAAUCCCCAGCGAUGAUCCCCAACAACUAUUUCCGCUAUUCCGCGCCGCGAACUCAUCUCACUCCGGCGCAUUAACCGAACACGAACUCGGUUCUGCACUAGUAAACGGGGACUAUACAUCUUUCCAUCCUCGAACAGUGAAGAUGAUGAUUCGCAUGUUUGAUCGCGACGGAAAUGGCAUAAUCAACUUUGAUGAGUUUGUGUCAUUGUGGAAAUAUCUAGCUGCAUGGCGCGAGCUAUUUGAUCGAUUUGACGAAGAUCGCAGCGGGCGCAUCAGUCUGAAUGAGUUUGAAAAUGCGCUGGUCGCAUUUGGAUAUCGGUUAAGUCCGAAAUUUGUCUCGGUGCUUUUCUCUAUCUUUGAGAGUAAGACUAGACAGUUGAAUGCGCCGCCGCGGAGUCCGAGUGGGAUGAGCUUUGAUCUAUUUGUGCAGGCUUGUAUUACGUUGAAGAGGAUGACGGAUGUGUUUAAGCGAUAUGAUGAUGAUCGGGAUGGGUAUAUUACUGUGAGCUUUGAGGAGUUCUUGACCGAAAUUCUUCAACUCCAGGAUUAG
This is a messenger RNA of Penicillium angulare, 1080 nucleotides long. RefSeq names its product EF-hand domain-containing protein. The record is from RefSeq and is a predicted model, not a curated record. NCBI's taxonomy places the organism in Eukaryota, Fungi, Ascomycota, Eurotiomycetes, Eurotiales, Aspergillaceae. Bases 1 to 1080 code for a protein of 359 amino acids. Gene Ontology annotation, molecular function: calcium ion binding. The transcript is spliced from 4 exons.